Messenger RNA from Monodelphis domestica (gray short-tailed opossum), 1074 nucleotides. RefSeq names its product transmembrane protein 205 (gene TMEM205). The record is from RefSeq and is a predicted model, not a curated record. NCBI's taxonomy places the organism in Eukaryota, Metazoa, Chordata, Mammalia, Didelphimorphia, Didelphidae.
CUGGAAUGCUUGGGCUGAAGCAUUAAGGUGGUAGGGUGGGGAGGGCUAUUGCUGAGGUCCAGGGUCCUCUGAGCAGAAGUGGAUUUUAGGUACUGCAUCUUUCCGGACCGGGCGCCCCCAGUGCUGCGGAGCCUGGGCUGCAUGAUGGCUUCAGAGGGGGAGCCGAGUGACCUAGCCAAGGUGGUCCAGGUGCUGAUCCUGUCCGCGGCCUGGGGCAUGCAAGUCUGGGUUACCUUUAUCUCAGGAUUUGUGUUGUUCCGGAGGCUGCCUCGACACACUUUUGGAUUGGUCCAGAGCAAACUUUUCCCCUUCUAUUUCCACAUCUCUCUGGCCUGUGCCACCAUCAGCUUGGGCAUCUUCCUAUUCCAUCAUCCGUUGGUGAAGCUCAGCUUUACACUAGCAGAAGCUGGUCAGCUGGUUCUCCUGGCUAUGAACUUGGCUUUGUCAGCCCUGAAUGCUCGGUGGAUAGAGCCUAGAACUACUGCUGCUAUGUGGGCCCUGCAAGCAAUGGAGAAAGAUCGAGGUCUGGGUGGAGAACUCCCAGGACCUUCCCAGGGUCAGGGCCAAGACCCCUACCACCGGCUUCGGGAGCAGGAUCCCAAGUAUCGAGCCCUUCGACAGACAUUCUUCCACUAUCAUGGCCUUUCUUCCCUCUGCAACUUGGCGAACCUGCUUGGCAAUGGCAUCUGCCUUGCCAGCUUGGCAUUGCACCUCAAAAACCUGUAAGAGGCAGACCCUCUUUUCAUUGCUCAGAGGAGGGGUUCUAGCUCCAUCCCUGGACCCAAAUCCAGCACACAUAGGCCAGACUCAUUUGGACUCUGCCCAAGCAGCUGAGAGAGAGGAGAGCCUGCCUCCUUCCUUAUGCUCUGUCCUUCCAUGGCCAUGGGUUCUAACUCUUGUCAUGCAGCUACUUUGCCGUUUCUGAUAAAGGACACUCUUUAGAGCUCUUCCUCUUUCCCCUGGCUAUUCCAGUUAUUGGAUGUGGUCCUAGCUACCUGGGCCAGAACUGGGAGACUUUCUGAGACUGCCAUUCUGUAUCAUACAUUUGCUAUUAAAAAAAAGGUUUCUCAGCCA